Cladocopium goreaui is the source of this 762-nucleotide messenger RNA. The record is from the annotation of a GenBank genome assembly. NCBI's taxonomy places the organism in Eukaryota, Dinophyceae, Suessiales, Symbiodiniaceae.
AUGCCGCCCUUGUAUCCUUCGCCUGGGCCUUUCCCAAACCACCGAGCACUGAAUGCGGUGGGAAAAGACCAGUUGCUGAAGGCAUAUUACGAGACCGCCAGCAAUCGUGCACUGCCCGGGAGACAAUCAUCACAGGAGAUCCGGGGCGAAAACUUUCUGAACGUGCACAACAUCGGUCAACGAAGCACCAAGUAUUUACCCUGGACGCGAAACUUUGCACCGCUGACCACUCGUGCCUCCUGUCAUCACACGCAGUCGUAUGUGCCCUUGCCCUUGGGUGACAACAAGAUCAACACUGAUCUUGCACGAUCCUUCAAGCAGGGCUGGCAGCAAAGUAAGGGAGGCAGUAUGGCCGCGAUGGACAACACCACCAUGUAUGAAGAUGACUAUGCUGGAUGCAGCACCAAAGAUCUGAAAGGUGCUAGGCCGCCCAACCGGAAGCCGCCACAGACGCUGACCGCAACUGUGGCGCCACCUGGAGAUUUGCUGGAAAAUCAGUCCCACGAGCAUCGCAAUUUUCAGAAACCCCGUGCGGACCUGGCAAAGAAUGAGCGCGUGCCGCCGCCACGGCAAGCCUUAGAGAUGGGGGGAUCUGCCAUUGAUCCGCCCAAGAAAACUGCUUAUGUCAGAGAACAUAUCUGGCUUCGACCUCUCCAAGAGCCAGAGCUGUAUUUCACGGAGAAAGAAAAGAAGCACGGACGGCAGCUCAACAUGGACGUCCUGAAUGUGCGGCGCAAUCCCUACACAAGCCCUGGAAAUUAG